AUGGCGCGAGUAACAGGAAAUGGAGCUGUCGCAGAGGCAUUCGCAGUGACCAACGGAGUGAUGCAGGACUCCGUCCGCGCACCCACUCUCUUCACUCUCAUGUUCACUGCCAUGCUGAUGGAGGCCUACCGUGACGAACGCCCUGGGACCUGCAUCGCCUACAGGACGGACGGUCAACUGCUCAACCACCGGAGGAUGCACUUUCAAUCGCAUGUCUCCACAACCACCGUUCACGAACUUCUCUUUGCCGACGACUGCGCCCCGAACGCCACCUCGGAAGAGGAGAUGCAAAGGAGCAUGGAUCUCUUCUCCGCCGCCUGCGAGAACUUCGGCCUGGUCAUUAACACGCAGACGACGGUGGUGAUGCACCAACCGCCACCCCACUCAGCCACUUCUCCCAACGCGCCGCAAAUCAGUGUGAACGGAACCCCACUGCAAGUGUUGGGGAACUUCCUGUACCUGGGCAGCAUCCUCUCCCUUAACACCAAAAUAGAUGACGAGGUCGCUCGCAGGACCUCGAAAGCCAGUCAAACCUUCGGCCGCCUCCAAGUACAGUCUGGAAUCGUCAUGGUCUUCAAAUGA
Spirometra erinaceieuropaei is the source of this 582-nucleotide messenger RNA. NCBI's taxonomy places the organism in Eukaryota, Metazoa, Platyhelminthes, Cestoda, Diphyllobothriidea, Diphyllobothriidae. The record is from the annotation of a GenBank genome assembly.